Closterium sp. Naga37s-1 is the source of this 3321-nucleotide messenger RNA. NCBI's taxonomy places the organism in Eukaryota, Viridiplantae, Streptophyta, Zygnematophyceae, Desmidiales, Closteriaceae. The record is from the annotation of a GenBank genome assembly.
AUGCGGCACGGCGCGCGGUCGUCGGGCACGUUCUCGGCGUCAUGGAACGUGUGGAUCAUGGUCACCAUCGCCGUCGUCCUCGUCUUCUUCGGCGCGUGGGCCAUCUUCUCCCCCACCAACAACGCAGCUGUGGAGGCAUUGGCGGAGGAGGGGGUGGAUGACGUGGUGGGCAUAAGCAGUCGGUCCCCACGGUUGACAACAGCACACACUGCCGUGGAGGCAUUGGCGGAGGAGGAGGUGGAGGACGUGGCCGUGGAGGCAUUGGCGGAGGAGGAGGUGGAGGACGUGGUGGGCGAGUCAGAGCAGCGGCUGGAAGCUGAUGUGAAAGUGGCGGAGGCGAUUCAGAGGGCCAAGAACCGAGCCAAGCCCAAGGACGUGGCAGUGGAGGCAGAGUCGAGCAGCGGGCUGGCAGAAGAGACGGGCGCUGAAGGUGCAGGGGAGGAGGACGAACAGGGGGUUGAAGUGGCGGGAGGCGAGGAGGGGGGGAGUGAGGAAGGGGGAGGUGAAGAGGGGGGAGGGAAGGAAGCGGGGAAGGGAGGGGAGGAGGAGGAGGGAGGGGGGGAAGAGGAGGAGGGCGCUGUUGCUGGAAGGGGAGGGAAGGGGGGAAGGGGAGGAGGUGGAGGGAAGGAGAGCGCUGAAGAGGGGAGUGAGGAGGAAGGGGAGGAGGAGGGAGGUGGAGGAGGAGUAAAGAAGGGAGGAGGAGGCAACAGCCUAAGCCAAGUCGCCUCCCUCAUCCUUCGUUACCCCAAGUUCGAUCUCCCUUCCCUUUGCUCCCUCCCCUCCUGCCCUGUGCCGACCCAGCAUCUGAAGAAGCAGCGCUCAGAGGAGUGCGGUGGAAGCAGCGUGGGACUCGGAGGACACAGCGCAGCAGCAGACCCCAACGUACUGGCAGCAGACCUGCGCACAGAGAGCAGCAGCUCGAAGUUUCCCCUUUUGUUCUUUCUUUCUAUCCCUCUCCCUUAUCCCAACCUCUCCUUCUCUGCCCCUGCUCAGUUUUUCUCUGCUGACCUGGCAGCGGUGGAAGCAGCGUGGGACUCGGAGGAUGCAGCAGCAGCGGACCCCAACGUGCCAGCAGCAGACCUGCGCACAGAGAGCACGAGCUCUGAGGCAGGCAGUGGGCUCGAGACGCAGGCACGGGAGUCGGAGGAGGAAGCGAGGCUGGACAUUCGUGAAGCUGCCACCAAGAAGCAGGACAGCAAGCAGACGGAGGACGACUUUGGGGAGGUGGAGGGGGGAGCGUCGAUCAUCCAGAACAGUCCCGAGAGCAAAGACCCACCGCUCAUGGCAGGGCCGGUGGGGCAGGGCACAGGGGAGGAAGGGGGCGGCGCUCUGCCCUCCCUUGACCUCGAAAACGCCAAGUUCCGGUGGCCGUCGUGCGGUGGUAACCGCACGGACUGGGUGCCAUGUCUGGACAAUGAGAAGGCGAUCAAGGCGCUGAGGACGAACAAGCACUAUGAGCACCGCGAGAGGCACUGCCCCGUGCCUGGGGAGGUGGAGAAGUGUUUGGUGCCGCUGCCUGAAGGGUACAAGGCGCAUGUGCCGUGGCCCGAGAGGACCAGGCACUGCCCUGUUCCUGGGGAGGUGGAGAAGUGCCUGGUGCCGCUGCCUGAAGGGUACAAGGCUCAUGUGCCGUGGCCCGAGAGCAGAGACCAGCACUAUGAGCACCGGGAGAGGCACUCCCCCGUGCCUGGGGAGAUGGGGAAAUGCCUGGUGCCGCUGCCUGAGGGGUACAAGGCGCAUGUGCCGUGGCCUGAGAGCAGAGACCAGGUCUGGUACAACAACGUGCCUCACCCGGGCCUGGCGAGCUACAAGAAGGAUCAGAACUGGGUGGCUAUGGAAGGCGACAAGCUUGUGUUCCCGGGGGGCGGCACGCAGUUUACUCAUGGAGCCACGGGGUACAUCAACUUCGUUCAAAAGGCCUUUGCUGACGUGGCGUGGGGCAGGCGAGUGCGCGUGAUGCUGGACAUGGGCUGUGGCGUGGCGAGCCUGUCAGCGUACCUGGACCCGUUUGACGUGAGGGUCAUCUCCAUGGCGCCUAAAGACGAGCACGAGGCGCAGAUUCAACUGGCUUUGGAGAGAGGGGUGCUGGCGGUGGUGGGGGUGAUGGGUACGCAACGCCUGCCCUUCUCCUCCAACUCCUUUGAUGCCGUGCACUGCGCUCGCUGCCACGUGCCGUGGCACAUCGAUGGUGGCAUGCUGCUAUUGGAGCUGAACCGAGUGCUGCGACCAGGGGGCUUCUUCAUCUGGUCUGCCACGCCUGUGUACCGCCACAAGGGGGAUGACGAGGAGAUCUGGAAUGCAAUGACUGAUUUAGCUGAGCGCAUGUGCUGGACGCUGAAGGUGCGGGAGAAGGAGGAUGGGCUGGACAACGUGGGCGUGGCCGUGUGGCAGAAGCCUUCUGACAACCGCUGCUACAGCGAACGUGGGGCGGGGACCCCGCCUCCCAUGUGUGAAUCGGAGGACAAUCCUGAUGCUGCUUGGUAUGUGCCCAUGAAGGCGUGUCUGAAUCCUGUCCCGGCGUUCAAAGGCAUGCGGGCGGCGCAGUGGCCGGCCAUGGGCAGGGCGAGGCUGAGAGCCGUGCCUGUGUGGCUGCAGAUGCUCAAACGAGGGGUGUUUGGCGGCCCUGCUGUGGCUGAGAUGAAACGCGACCAGAUCCACUGGAAGAAGGUGGUUGCGUUCUACGAUGCGUCGUUUGGCAUCGACUGGAGCACCGUGCGGAACGUGAUGGACAUGAACGCACACUAUGGCGGAUUUGCAGCAGAGCUAGCAAUUUCAAAGAAGCCCCUGUGGGUGCUCAACGUGGUGCCUACGAGUGGGCCCGACUCGCUGCCGAUCGUGUUUGAGCGAGGGCUGGUGGGGAUCUACCACGACUGGUGUGAGGCCUUCAACUCGUACCCGCGCUCCUACGGCCUGCUUCACGCUGAUCACACGGUCUCACAGGAGGUUGGCAGGUGUGACAUCACCGCUGUCCUACUCGAGAUGGACCGUCUGCUCCGCCCUGAGGGCUGGGCAGUGUUCCGCGACCAUGCGCGCAUGGGGGGGUCUAUUCUCAACAUCGCAGCCUCCUUCCACUGGCGCCUCAAGUUCAACCAGACCGAGGGCGGAGAGGCUCGCAGCGCCACGAGACGAAUUCGUGUUAGGGCCGCGGGUAUUGAUAUCGAGCCGCGUGCGUUCAAGUGGGAGGAAACCAUGAAGAACUGUCAGAUUAUUCUGGGAUCGUCAUCACAAAGCCAGCAGCAGGUGCUGCGGGAAAUAGGCGUGCCAUUUGAGAUCAUGGUGGUUGCUUUCAUCACACUAACGGUUGCAAACGGGGAUGCUUGA